GUUAGUGCCGCGUUGCAAUAUGCACUUUAUCCGAGCAGUCCCGAGUUUGUGUCCCGUGUUCUCAAAAUGAAGCUUUUCUUGCUGGCCAUAGCUAUUCACGUUAUCUUCCUACUGUCCAUUUUCUACAUACACUUCCAAUCGCCAAUACUCCAGGGACUGCCGGUUGGACGGGAACACGAUCGACCACCGGCUGAUCGGCUGGUGCUGUUUGUUGCGGAUGGCUUGCGAACAGAAUCAUUUCUAAAACACAAUCUGAAUCGCACCCGUUUUCUUCGUGAAGUACUUCUGACGCAGGGAGUAUUUGGCAUAUCCAACACCCGGGUUCCUACUGAAUCCCGCCCCGGUCAUGCUGCUUUGCUGGGAGGUGUACACGAGGACCCCAGUGCUGUGUUCAAGGGAUGGAAGGAAAAUCCCGUCGAAUUCGACUCGGUCCUGAACCGUUCACGUGUCAGUUACUGCUGGGGUAGUCCGGAUAUCAUCGACAUGUUUUCGCGUGGGGCAGUUCCGGGCCGGGUGCACACCGAUACGUACGCAAGUGGAGAUGAAAUCUUUGCUCAAUCGGCCAACACUUCACUGUUGGAUGUUUGGGUUUUCGAUCGCGUUCGUCAAUUUCUAGCCGCCGAAAGCACCAAACGGGAUGUAUUAUCAACCACAAAAGUCAUCAUUUUUCUGCAUCUUCUCGGUUUGGAUACGGCCGGGCACGUACACAAGCCCUAUUCAGAACUUUUUACGGAAAAUCUGCUCACUGUCGAUCAAGGCAUUGCAUCGAUCGUUGAACUGAUAGAACAGAGCACUGGGCACGAUGGACGGACGGCGUAUGUUUUUACAUCCGACCACGGCAUGACCGAUAAGGGAUCGCACGGUUCGGGUAAUCCGUUCGAAACGGAAACACCAUUCCUGGCGUGGGGAGCCGGACUUAGACACUGGAAUCGGACUGGAAUCGAAGCCGUCGAUCUAAGACAGAAUAUUGUGAGUUUUCUGGAGCUGGAUGGAAAUAGUAUACCGGUGCAUCAGAUUAACCAAGCGGACGUGGCACCGCUUAUGUCGGCUAUCCUCGGCAUAGCGGUACCGAAGAAUAAUUUGGGAACGCUGCCUCAUCAUCUGCUGAACGUAUCGGAGGAGUAUGCAGCUUGGGCAAUGAGCAACAAUGCAGACCAGUUGCUGGAACAGUACCUCCACUGGCAACGGGAAGCGGAAAGAAAAACGCUUCAAUCGCUGGCCCCAACGGAACAGAAAAACUUCAAGACGAUGAUUGAAAACUUUGUAGCACAAAUCGAAAGCUCAACAGAGGCGAACGAGUUUGUUAAAGUGCAAAAGCUGUGCCAUAUGCUGAUGCACCUGAGCCUGGAAGCGAUCCGAUACUUUCAACGAUACCAUCAACCGGAGCUGUUCGUUGCCCUUACCCUGACAAUGCUGGGUUGGUUGUUGUUGCUGGCGAAGGAAACCUUUACCACUCCAAGCCUGGCCACACACACCAGUAGCGUUGGUUACAGCCAACUUGUCGCUCUAAUGGCAGUAUUAGUGGCCGCUUGUGUUGUAGUUUUAAACAUUGCCCAAAGAACACCGCCCGUAACGUUAUUAUACUUCCUAGUUCCCAUCGCACUGUGGGGUUACAUAGCAGCUCACUGGAGGGAAUACACACACCUGGUAAGGCUGAAGACUGUGAUCUAUUGUUUAGGAUUUGUAAUUGUCGUAGAAACCCUGGUUUUAGCAUUCAUGGAUCGACGGUUGUUGGCUCCCCUUCUUUGGCUCCAUUGUGUCCUCGUUGGGGCGUGUCUGUAUAGAGUGAAACAGAGCGGCACACAGUUUCCAUGGCCCAUCUUUUGGCGAUGGUUUAUCUGCAACACGCUUCUGGCAGGAUUUCCCUUAAUACCCAACGUGGAUCGUGACAAUUCGAACGUUUACUUGCUCAUUCUAUCGAUCAUUGCCUGGACCGUUACCAACAUCGUAAUAUUGAAAAGGGGAACACUUUCUUCCUUCCUCACUGUGGCUAACAUCUUGCUGCAACUGUUACAAGCGUUCAAUCUACUGUACAUCAUCAGUGCGAUCGAGUCUUCGCAAUCCGUUCCGCAAUGGAGUAGGACUUCUUGUUGGGUGUUUUCGGGUACGUUUCGAGCAACUGCAGGAGAUUCACAUCGAACAAUGGUUGAACCGAUAUGUUCUUUCGACAGCACUGGGACUAGUGACACCGCUGCUAGGGAGCACCAUGAUUGCGGAUCGUAUGCUGGCGUUAUUUAGUGGUCUUAGCGUGCCCUACACGAUGCUCUCGCUAUCGUACGAACCACUGUUUCUGCUGUGCUUCUGCUUGACUCUCUACAGCUGGUUUGAGGUGGAGAGUUUUUUGGUGCACGGAAAA
Molecule: messenger RNA, 2356 nt
Organism: Anopheles bellator
Lineage: Eukaryota; Metazoa; Arthropoda; Insecta; Diptera; Culicidae
Product: GPI ethanolamine phosphate transferase 1-like
Exons: 10
Coding region: 67-2238 (723 amino acids)
Biological process (GO): GPI anchor biosynthetic process
Cellular component (GO): endoplasmic reticulum membrane
Molecular function (GO): mannose-ethanolamine phosphotransferase activity
Source: RefSeq, a predicted model, not a curated record